This is a messenger RNA of Racocetra persica, 308 nucleotides long. NCBI's taxonomy places the organism in Eukaryota, Fungi, Glomeromycota, Glomeromycetes, Diversisporales, Gigasporaceae. The record is from the annotation of a GenBank genome assembly.
AGUUUAAAGAAUUCUUAGAAUCUACUUUGAGAAGUCUCCAAACUUUGCAGGAAAGUUUAUUGUUCUUACAAAAUCUAGUUGAAUCCAAGAAUCCGUCAAUAAAAGAACAAUAUAAUGAAAGUGAUCAACAUACACUACUAACUCAUCUUCUUAGUCUUGUUACAUCGAACUCGUUUAAAGAAACACAAAAUUUGGUGAACAUAAUUUAUAAAGAUAUGAAUCCUUAUAGACGCACAACUUCCAGUACUGAUAUUCUUCCAUUAGAACAAGAAACCAAACAACAACGGAAGGAAUCCUACAAAAGCUAA